AUGCAUGAUCGCAUACACGCAACAAAGACCAUUCACUCCAAGAAUGGGCCUCCAUCUCUCCUCUCCCUUCCUCCCGUCAUUCGAUGUCAAAUCUACCGCGACGCUGGGCUCAUCUGCGACUCCGAUAUCGAUUUCAAUGGGCGACUCAAUGCCGGUUCAUGGCCCCCUUCGGCGACCCCUUCGGCUGACUACCAGAACUCUUACAACUUACUCCUAAUUUGUCGUACUGUCAACACUGAGGCCUCGUGCAUUCUAUACUCCACAAACACAUUCUUUAUUCAAUACAAUGAUGCUCGCAGCUUCGAAAUGCUCAGGAACUUAACGGCGGAUUCUAUUGCACUAUUAACUCAACUUACGGUCCAUCUCAAUGUAGCAUCAUGUGAGAAGUGUUGCAAUGUUUUGGAGCGUACACUCAGUUCCAACAAGAAGGGUCAGAUUUGUUGCAAGGCACACCCAGGAAAAUCAGGCCUCUGUCUUAAACAUGACAAACCCCUGGGAACCUCGUCACCAGCAAUUAUUUCCGAGUGGGUUAACACGGCCCGUUAUAUCUUAGCUCGGAUCGAACCUUUCCGUCUUCGCAUAUAUUUUGUCUGCGACGUGGACGGGCUUGAAACAGCAAAGUAUCUAGUAGAGCCCUUCCGCAGCAUUCCAACACUUGCAGACUGUAGCAUCCGCCUGAGCGGACAGCCUGACCCUCUUCUACGAGAUUUGGCUCAGGAGGUCGCAACUCAAGCCAUGGGAUACCAGCACCGCUCGAGUCAUAGUCAGACUCAGUCCGCCUUCCGGUUCUUGGACUUGCCGCAAGAACUCCGUCUCCAAAUCUUAGAAUAUACGGAUCUCGUCACGCCCCUCUGUGAAGUAGAAUGGAGCCCCGAAAACAAUUUUUACCUCCAUUACUACAGAAGGGGAUGUGGUGGAUCGUUUGAAGGCUACUUGGACUGCCCUGUCGACUUUCAUCAGGCUUGCCAAUUUACCGAACCUUGGCACGUGGGUUGCUUUUGCCGCCGCUACCACGCUGCAUUCUCAUCAAAAUGCCGCUGCUGGUCUCCACCUACCUCUCUAUUUCUCAUAUGCAAGCAAUUGCGAGAAGAUGCUCAGGCGGUCUUUUUCGCCCAAAAUCGGUUUAUUAUUGUCCCCCCAGGAGGAUGCACAUCUCCUGCUGAAAGCACCCCCGCCCGUCUUGGGAUAUCUAUUUUCCUAACGGAUGUUAUUCCUCCCCAAGCACUUCCACUACUAAGAUCUAUUGAAAUCGUCUUCCCGCCAUUUUACGACGACUACCUCCGUCCUCAUGAAACCGCUUACCAAGACUGGCUUCAAACUAUUGAGCACGUGAGCGGGCUACUCAAUCUCCCGAUGCUCACAUUGAGCAUCUACAUGGCGGAUUGUAUCCUUCAUGGCGAACAUGUUGCCGAUUUCCGGAAAACUUUGACUAAAGAGCAGGGCAUGGCGAUCAUCAAAAUGUAUGCGCGGACUCUCGGGCCAUUGUCGAAACUACGAGAGAAUAGAUUAGGCCGAUUUUUCGUCCGUCUUGCUUGGCCUUUCGCUCACACUCAGUUCGGGCUCGGGAAUCCGACAUCGGCACGGGAACAGAGUGCAUACUUGCAGCAGCGGAUUGAGAGACUUGUUAUGGGGGAUGAUUACGAUAGCACGGUGGUUCAGACAAAGGAUUCAGGGAAUAAUAAUAGUCAAUGGCUGCAGGAAGCUUACGCUGACCCCAUGUCCUCAUAG
Hyaloscypha bicolor E is the source of this 1728-nucleotide messenger RNA. RefSeq lists its product as uncharacterized. The transcript is spliced from 4 exons. Bases 1 to 1728 code for a protein of 575 amino acids. NCBI's taxonomy places the organism in Eukaryota, Fungi, Ascomycota, Leotiomycetes, Helotiales, Hyaloscyphaceae. The record is from RefSeq and is a predicted model, not a curated record.